Molecule: messenger RNA, 2999 nt
Organism: Aspergillus pseudotamarii
Lineage: Eukaryota; Fungi; Ascomycota; Eurotiomycetes; Eurotiales; Aspergillaceae
Product: putative pH signal transduction protein PalI
Exons: 3
Coding region: 394-2346 (650 amino acids)
Cellular component (GO): plasma membrane; cell division site; growing cell tip
Source: RefSeq, a predicted model, not a curated record
UUUUUUUCUUCCCUCAAGCCUAAAUAGAUUGUCCGCACGAUAUAGCUUUCCUCUCUGAAUUUCAACGUUUGAUUCAUUUACCAGCUUUUGAUCCGUUCCCCCCUCUAGUUUACCAUACAUACAAAUCGUACUACUGGACUAGUUUUCUCACGGGACUCAAGCGCUCACUCUCCCUCAACCCCCCUCCCAAAAAUUCAGGAGACCUACAGCAAUGUUUAAACCAAUGCUGUGAACUCUCAUUUUUACCAUUGACUGCGUAUGUCGCUGUCAACUGCCCAGUGGUUGCUAUAGUUAUUGUUACUUGACUCAACGUGAUAUUGUCUUCGUCAUUCAUUUUUUAACUCGAGUUCCCUCGACGGGUUGUCUAUCGCUAGGCAACUCCGCCCCUCCGCCAUGCUUCUCAAACCCGCAACUCCCCUCACGAUCCUGCUCCUGAUCGCAUUUGUUCUCUUGCUUUUAUCCGUUAUCUCUACCCCCAUCGUCAAAGGAAUCCCGUUGGCAACGUUUGAAACUGUCGACUAUGGGGUUUUUGGCUAUUGUAAAGGGGGCCAAUGUACCAAUAUUCAUCUCGGCUACACUAAUGAUGACCUCUCGGACACUGGCGAUGACUUCAACCUCCCUUCUAGCACACGAAGAUCGCUUUCGUCUAUUCUAAUUGUUCAUCCGGUCGCAGCUUUUCUUACCCUAAUCUGUCUUUGUAUGGCUGCCGCAGCUCACUUCCAUGGUCCGUCGCAUUCGCCCCGCUACCUACUCGUCUUAUUGAUCCUGCUCCUUCCGACGCUCCUCGUCUCCCUGCUUGCGUUCCUCGUGGAUAUCUUGUUGUUCGUUCCUCAUUUGGGAUGGGGUGGCUGGAUUGUACUCGGCGCGACCAUCCUCCUCGUCAGCUGUGGUGUGGUCACUUGUGCGAUGCGCCGAACCCUCGUAAGUCGCAAGGCGCGAAAGAAGCGUAUUGCUGAGAACGCCGAGAUGAGUGGUGAAAACUUCUACAACCGCCAGAAUGCCGCCGCGGCAGUCGCAGGACUGAAUGAUCCGAAGCCGCUCAACGGAGAGGCAAAGGAGCCUUUCGUGACUGGAUCACCUCCUGGAUCUGACACCGGCCCCACGUUUGCGACAUUCCGGACGACAACGCACGAGAGUGAUGAUGACCGCAUCCCGCUGAACUCGCGAACACCGCCCAAUGAUUUUCCGUUACCAGACCAUCCGUAUCCCACUCAAAUGCGUGAUAACGGGCCGCCAUACAAUCCCUCCCGGGACGCAUUCGGAAACCCGCUUCCACAAUCUGGUCCCUACGGACCCGGCCCUCGCAUGCGACCUGGUCCGGGUGACCCUCGGCUGCGCAACCAAUACUCGGAUGGCAGUAUGGGCUCGCGGAGGGGACCACCCCCACCGGGUUUCGUCCCGCGUGGACGGGGUGCUUAUCCGGCUCGCGGAGGCUACGGCCGUGGAGGUCCUUAUGGUGGGCCCAGGGGUCCCCCGCCCGGCGGUAGAGGAAGCCCCAUGGGCUCAAUGCGAGGGGGGCGAGGAGGAUACCGAGGACCACCACCAUUCGGCUACGGGCCCAAUCCUGGACCGCGGCCAAUGCCGCCACCAGAGGAGGAGAGGUACGACUAUGAUGUUCCGCCCGACUCAAUGCGUCAGCCAUCUCCUGGACCAAUUGGAAUGGCCGUGUCGCCACCAGAUGGCAGCCCGAUAGGCCAGGCGAUUGAGAUGACGCCGCAGCCUAGGCGAACGGGCUCGGCGGAGCCGGUUCCCCAGGAGGUUUUGCUAGACCAGCAACCACAUGCCCUGUCGGCAGACGGCCAGCCCGAACCUGUCAGCCCUUCGAGCCUUUAUAGCCGGACAGCAUCAUAUAUUCCUCCCCGCGCUGCCUGGGAGCAGGCUGAGCGUCGCCCCGGACAUUCACCCUCACCCGUCCAUGCGUACCAGCCGACGGAGACUACUCGGACCCCGCAUCAUGCACCUGAUGAGUCGGCGGAUUACUUCGAAGAUACCGAUCCUCGGUUUGCUAAUCGUAAUGAGCAUGCCGUGGGCAACCCGCGGCUGCCUUCUGUGUUGACGCCGGGUAGUUCUGGUGAGCCGAAACUGACGGAAGAUUUGGCUGAAGGACCCAGCUCACCCACUACUAGCGAUAUAAGCCAUUUUACGUCAAUCUCAGAGCGGCCUAUCAACCCGCGCUGGCAGCCGCCUCCACUUCCGGCUCAGCAGAGACAAAAUGUCUUGCUGGAGAAUAACCCGGACUUUGAUCUGCGAGCGGGUAUGCGGCGAGGUGGUGCUGCUGGUGGGGUAGGAGGUCGGAUGCCGCCCAUGUCGAUACCCCGAGAAGCCUCACGAUACCCUAUACCCUGAACAUAAUCACUAGCGUCAUAUUAUUUGUACGAGUUUGGACUUUAUUUACGUUGUCAGUACUAUGGUUCUGCAGGUCUACAGCACAGCUGGCACGGGAGUUUUGGCGUUCCUCUGUGAUAGGCUCUUCUGGGCCUUCAGGCCUCUUAGUUUCUUUCUCUUUGCCACAUUUUUCUUUCGAUCUGUUUGACAGCAUUGCACAUCAAACCGCGUGGCAUCGCAAUGUUCACCGUGAUCCGGAGUCUCAGAUACUCAGCGAAGCGCGCAUGGCGGUCUCAUGUACAGAGCUGCGAUAUGGCCCCAUGUGUCGGAAGAUGUUUGUAUCAUACUGUUGUGAUAGGGGAGCCUGGACUCGCUCACGAUCUUUUACCUUCUCGACCUCUCUUUUUCUACUAUCGGACAGGCUCCAUGGAUGAUAAUGCAGUAUAGGAAGUAUUUCAGUCAUAUGAUUCUCUUCGUGCAUGUGAGGAAUACCUAGUGAUUCUCAUUAGUUCGCUUUGAUAGCUUAUGAAUGGGAAUUCCAAUUGUCUAUUCUCAAGGCCUUGUCACAGCAUCCAGUAUGAAUAUAAGGAUUACCGUACAUCCUUUAACCAAUGUCUUUAAUCACCAGAAGUAUAUAUUCACAUAGAUUAAGAAAAAGUAUACCAACAAUGCCG